UGUACCGUCUCCCUCUCUCUCCAUCUCCCUCCUGCAUCGCAUCGACGGCCGCGGAUCGCGAAUCUCUUCAUCCGACGCUCCACAUCGCACCUCACCGUAAAAAUCCCGACUAUUCCCAUUCCCCCAUUUAUUAUUAUUUUAGGGUUCCUUUCGAUAAAACACCCGCACCGAACGGCCUCCCCUUUCGCAGCGACACAGAGAGAGAUUCCUCGUCGAGGCCGCCUUCCAUUUUCGCUUCCUCCAUUUUCUCGGGAAAGGAAGAAGGAAAAAAUCCGGCAGCACGAUCAUGGCGAAGGGCCCCGGCCUCUACUCCGACAUCGGCAAGAAGGCCAGAGAUCUUCUCUACAAGGAUUACCAGGGCGACCACAAGUUCACCAUCACUACCUACACCUCCACCGGAAUCGCUCUCACCUCUACGGGAAUCAAGAAAGGAGAGUUUUUUUUGGCUGAUGUGAGCACUCAACUGAAGAACAAGAACAUCACCACUGAUGUGAAAGUGGACACCAACUCCAAUCUCCUUACCACCAUUACUGUUGAUGAACCUGCUCCUGGGCUCAAGACAAUAUUUAGCUUUAUUGUUCCUGACCAGAGAUCUGGUAAGGUGGAACUCCAAUACCAGCAUGAAUACGCUGGGAUAAGCACAAGUAUAGGGUUGACUGCAAAUCCCAUUGUUAAUUUCUCUGGAGUGGUUGGAAACAACCUUCUUGCCCUUGGAACUGAUCUAUCCUUCGACACUGCCAGUGGAAACUUUACUAAGUGCAAUGCUGGGCUUAGCUUCACUAAUUCUGAUCUUAUUGCAUCCUUGACAUUGAAUGAUAAGGGCGAUACCCUCAGUGCUUCCUACUACCACACGGUCAGCCCGCUUACCAGCACUGCCGUUGGGGCAGAGCUGUCUCACAGCUUUUCGAGCAACGAGAACAUGCUCACGAUCGGCACUCAGCACGCACUGGACCCAUUGACCAACGUGAAGGCUCGGGUGAACAACUAUGGCAGGGCGAGCGCUCUCAUCCAGCACGAGUGGCGCCCAAAAUCCUUGUUCACUAUCUCAGGGGAGGUCGACACGAGAGCCAUCGAGAAGAGCGCCAAAAUUGGGCUGGCCUUGGCUUUGAAGCCAUAGAGUGGAGUAGCGUCACCUCAUUUUACGAGUGAAAAACUCCGUUUCAGUUAUUCCUUGGAAAAGAAAAAAAAAAGCAAAAGAAAACGCCGUUUCAGUCGGUGGAGAGAUAAUAAGGUAGGGGUUAGAACCGGACAUGUGUAUCUUGUCUUUCCCGAUUUAACUUUUCCCAUAAGUUUGGUUUCAUGUCUGGUGGCCAUGGACUGUAUAAAAUAAUUCGAGCUGGCCACACAAAUCCUAUGCGGUCAUUUUCCUUCUUUUUUCCCAGUUCUCCCAUUCAUCCCAUUUUCAAUGCCUCGGACGUUGGCUGAACUCCUGAUUUAUCCUUGGAAUGAACACGUUUGUCA
Eucalyptus grandis is the source of this 1461-nucleotide messenger RNA. Its product is annotated as mitochondrial outer membrane protein porin of 36 kDa. Gene Ontology annotation, cellular component: mitochondrial outer membrane. NCBI's taxonomy places the organism in Eukaryota, Viridiplantae, Streptophyta, Magnoliopsida, Myrtales, Myrtaceae. Bases 287 to 1117 code for a protein of 276 amino acids. Gene Ontology annotation, molecular function: voltage-gated monoatomic anion channel activity. Gene Ontology annotation, biological process: monoatomic anion transmembrane transport. The record is from RefSeq and is a predicted model, not a curated record. The transcript is spliced from 6 exons.